AUUUACACCGUCGAUUUGUGGUCUUAUCAUAACUCGCUUUGUGUUUGUAUUGCUCUCUGUGCUUUGAACUGGCUCAUUCUAUUUCUAAAAGUUUACUCUGUUUCGGGCAACAACCUUGAUAUUGAUUUAUUUUUCUUUGUGGAAAAUGCUACAGUUCCUGUUUUACAUCGGCUUUGUCCUUCAGACAUCUGCAUUUAUAGCACCACCUGAUGAAUAUGCUUGUCCAUUUCCCACCUCAAAACCAGAACUUGAUAGUUUACGACCUUUGGCGAAGAUAUACCAAGAUGAGAGAGAAGACGGGUGGUGGCCCUUUCGGGAGGUUGCUGGCCGUGAGUCGUUCGUCGAUAAAACGGAGUUCAUCAAAUACUUUCUGGACACCCGCAAGCAGCUCGUCCUAGUGGCGCCACCCAACUUCGGCAAGUCCACCAACCUCCACAUGCUCAAGCACUUCUUCCAGAUCCCCGUCGACGCCAUGGGUGCCAACCUCACCUUCAACAUGGCGGAAAAAGGCACCUUCUUCGGCAAGCUCGCCAUCUGCAAGAAACAUCCCUCCAUCUGCAGUGAUUAUCUAUCCAGCGCCCCGGUCGUGUCUCUAGACCUGGAGUCGGUGGUCGGCUCAACCCCGACGACGUUCCUCGAGACGUUCCGGGCGGAGGUGGAACGGGUGUUCCGGGCGCACGGGUACCUGGCCAAGAGCGAGCGGCUCUCGGCGUUCAACAAGGAGGAGUUCGCGAGCUACGAGUCCCACCUCGGGAGCCCCGACCGGACGAUCGCCUUCUACAAGGACGGAAUCGACGUUCUCACCAGGCUCCUCUUCGUCCACCACCGGCGCAAGUGCAUCCUCCUCGUCGACAAUUUCGACCGACUCGCCGUCGCAGCCAUGCUCGGCAAGGACGAGGAAUACCAGCUCCCGACGGAGGUGGAGGAGAUCUACUUCUCGCUGGGUGAGACGGCGAAGCAUUCGGCGUUCGUGUCUCGGACUUUGCUGACGGGGGUGUUCCGGAUGGGGAGUCACCGACAAGGGCACGACGACAACCUCCUCUACAAGUCCAUCUUCGCCGACCCGCAGAUCAGCCAGCAUUUCGGGCUCACCUUGGCCGAGGUAGAGGCGCUUAUCGGGCGCUUGGGACGGAGCAAGGACCAGGCUGCAGUGGAUCUCGAUCGGAUCAAGUACCACUUCGGCGGCUACAGGAUCUGCGACACGCAGAUCAAGAUUUUCAACACCGGAUCCGUUGUCGCGUAUCUGGAGGGCGAAGGAAUCAAAAUCCCUUCGCCGCCUCUCUUCCGCAUCUACAAACCAAUCUUCAGGUAUGAAAUGAUGGGCGAGCACCUUCACGAGGCUGUCGAAAAUGGAACGGAUUUGACACCGCAAGGGGUGAUCUCGAUAACGGACCUAUUCCAGCUGCGACAGGCCGGCCACAUGACUGUCGCGAACUUCAAGGGGACCCACAACAAGGGGCUCCUUCUGCAGCUUCUCCAAGAGGCCGGCUACUUCACGGUCACCUCUCGAAAACCCAACGGAUCCGUCCAUCUUGAGAUCCCUUGCGUGGCCGUCAAGGAGGCUUACGAGGAUCUCGUCUACCACAACGAGUUCUUCGUCACCGAGGAGGAGUGGAAGAAAGAGCUCGCAGCUAACGCCACGAAAAACAACCCGCGUGACCAUAAGGGGAAGAAAAGUGGCUCAUGAUAUUGUUAGAGAUCGAAGAGCAGUGGCAUAGCUAGGAAUUCUUUAAUGGCCUGGUUACACGCUCAAAUUUCCGUCAAAUUUCGAUCAAAA
Molecule: messenger RNA, 1777 nt
Organism: Bemisia tabaci
Lineage: Eukaryota; Metazoa; Arthropoda; Insecta; Hemiptera; Aleyrodidae
Source: RefSeq, a predicted model, not a curated record